Messenger RNA from Erigeron canadensis, 3051 nucleotides. Its product is annotated as subtilisin-like protease SBT2.6. The coding region runs from base 173 to 2623 and encodes 816 amino acids. Lineage: Eukaryota; Viridiplantae; Streptophyta; Magnoliopsida; Asterales; Asteraceae. The record is from RefSeq and is a predicted model, not a curated record. Gene Ontology annotation, molecular function: serine-type endopeptidase activity. Gene Ontology annotation, biological process: proteolysis. The transcript has 11 exons.
UGGAAGAAAAAAAAAAAAAACCAGUUGUGUUAUUUACAACUUACUGUAGUAGUAGUAGAUCAGUAAAGAUUUUUGCUUGAUUCUUUUUCUUGGAUCAAUGGAUCAGAUGUCAUUCUAAGUAAGUUUUGCAGACUGAAUCAACCUGAUAUUUGUGGUGAUUAUUGAAGUGAAGAUGAUGAAUGUUGAGCAUGUUAUUAUGAUUUGGGUUUUAUUUGGUUUUUUAAUGGUUGCAAAAUCCGAGGUUUAUAUUGUAACUAUUGAAGGAGAGCCAGUGAUAAGUUAUAGGGGUGGCAUUGAUGGUUUUGAAGCCACUGCUGUUGAAUCUGAUCAGAAACUUGAUGCAACAAGUGAUUUGGUUACUUCAUACUCACAACAUCUUGAAACGAGGCAUGAUAAUCUUCUUGAAUCACUAUUUGAUGAUGAAACGUACACGAAACUGUACAGCUACAAGCAUCUUAUCAAUGGUUUUGCAGUCCACAUUUCUCCCGAACAGGCAGAAACGCUUAGGCGAGCCCCUGGUGUGAAGUCUGUUGAUAGAGAUUGGAAGGUGAAGAAACUCACCACACACACACCACAGUUUCUAGGACUUCCGACUGGAGUCUGGCCAACUGGUGGCGGAUUUGAUCGAGCUGGAGAAGACAUUGUGAUUGGGUUUGUUGACUCUGGUAUUUUCCCGUAUCAUCCAAGCUUUCAAAAUCCCAGAGUCGAGCCCUAUGGACCGUUUCCAAGAUAUAGAGGGAAAUGUGAACUUGAUCCUGAAACCAAGAGGAGUUUUUGCAAUGGAAAGAUUGUUGGGGCACAACAUUUUGCAAAAGCUGCUACAGUUUCUGGUGCAUUCAAUCCUGAGAUAGAUUUUGCUUCUCCUUUGGAUGGCGAUGGACAUGGAAGUCAUACUGCAGCUAUUGCUGCUGGAAAUAAUGGGAUUCCUGUACGAGUGCAUGGUCAUGAAUAUGGAAGAGCAAGUGGAAUGGCUCCUCGUGCUAGGAUUGCGGUAUACAAGGCACUAUACAGGCUCUUUGGAGGGUUUGUUGCCGAUGUCGUUGCUGCCAUUGAGCAGGCUGUUCAUGACGGUGUUGACAUUAUAAAUCUAUCAGUUGGGCCAAACAGCCCUCCAGCUACCACAAGAACCACAUUUUUAAAUCCGUUUGAUGCUGUGCUUCUCUCUGCUGUAAAAGCUGGAGUUUUUGUUGCACAAGCAGCCGGAAAUGGAGGCCCGUUUUCUAAAACCUUGGUGUCUUACAGUCCGUGGAUCGCAUCUGUAGCUGCUGCUGUUGAUGAUCGGAGGUAUAAAAACCAUUUGACACUAGGAAACGGCAAGAUCCUAGCUGGAAUCGGCAUGUCACCUGCUACGCGUCUCAAUAAAAAAUAUACUCUUGUGGCUGCCAAUGAUGUCUUGUUGGAUUCUUCGGGAAAGUCUAGUACCGCGGAUUGUCAAAGGCCUGAAGUUUUAAACAAGAAUAUGGUGAAAGGGAACAUACUUCUUUGUGGGUACUCCUUCAAUUUUGUAAUUGGUUCGGCGUCUAUGGCAAAGGUUGCGGAAACAGCCAAGAGUCUCGGUGCAAUUGGUUUUGUUCUUGCUGUUGAAAAUGCCUCCCCAGGAACAAAAUUUGACCCCGUACCUGUUGGCAUUCCUGGAAUUCUCAUCACUGAUGUUAGCAAGUCAAUGGACCUUAUUGAUUAUUACAAUGUCUCAACUUCAAGGGACUGGACUGGGCGAGUGAAGAGUUUUAAAGCGGUAGGAUCUAUCGGAGAUGGUUUAGAGCCGAUUCUUCACAAAUCAGCCCCAAUGGUAGCGUUAUUCUCUGCUCGCGGGCCCAACAUAAAAGAUUACAGCUACCGAGAAGCGGAUCUUUUGAAACCUGAUAUUCUAGCACCUGGUUCCUUGAUCUGGGCUUCUUGGUCUCCGAAUGGAACAGAUGAGGCUAACUACCUAGGAGAACAUUUUGCUAUGAUCUCUGGAACUAGCAUGGCUGCACCACAUAUAGCUGGGAUUGCGGCCCUUGUGAAGCAGAAGCAUCCUCAUUGGAGCCCUGCAGCCAUCAAGUCAGCGUUGAUGACAACAUCCAAUACACUCGAUAGAGGAGCAAGGCCGAUUCUAGCCCAACAAUAUUCGGGUUCUGAAACAAUGACAUUUGUUAAGGCCACACCAUUUGAUUAUGGUAGCGGUCACGUUAACCCCAGAGCUGCUUUGGAUCCGGGCCUCAUUUUCGAUGCAGGUUACGACGAUUAUUUAGGGUUUUUGUGCACCACACCUGGACUUGACUCACACGAAAUCCGAAACUAUACCCACCGGCCAUGCAACUACACACUUGGUCAUCCAUACAAUCUAAACUCACCAUCAAUUGCGGUUUCCCAUCUUGUAAGAACUCAAACCGUGAGGCGAACUGUCACAAAUGUUGAUCAAGAAGAGACAUACAGGAUCACAGCUCGAAUGUCACCAGCUGUAGCCAUUGAAAUAAGCCCUGUAUCCAUGACCCUCAAACCGGGUGCAUCCCGUAAGUUCUACGUCACUCUAACUGUAAAGUCAGUUACCGGGACCUACAGUUUUGGAGAGGUUAUCUUAAAAGGAAACCGAGGGCACAAAGUGCGGAUCCCAGUUGUAGCAAUGGGUUAUGAUCGGUAAUUUCAUGUGUUGUUUAUUCUUUGUAAAAGUGUUCAGAUAAUAAGACGUAGGAACCGCUAGGUGUAAAGAGUAUUAAGUUUUGAUGGUGCCCCCUCCCGCUGUUAUGGCUUGAAAGCAGCCUUGAUUGUACUCUGUCGGAUGCAAACCGAGACUGUGCAGUUUGAUAUGAUGUGAAAAAGAAGUUUUGGGAUGCAAAACGAGUUGGGUGAGACUGAUCUCACAGCAACUGAGUAUUGUUUGUAUUUCCUUAGGAUUCGAGAGGAGCCAGCAGAUUUUCCAAGGGAGCUUAAGUAGCUGUGCUCUAUGCCUCUAUGUAAUGUCAUUUUGAAAUCUCUUUUAGAGUUGUAACAGUUAGAAUUAUAGUAGUAAAAUGUUGUAAUGAUUUGUAUUUCAUGUAGUAAAAGUUUAUAUAUUUUCUUGAUUUUUAA